UAAUUGAUUAGUUCUGGUAACAGUAAGUCUUCUUUAGAUUAGGCGAUUUGGGCGAUAGAAGCGAAGCAAAGCAAAGCAGACCGAAGUUAUGUCCGGAGGAAUCGCACGUGGUCGACUCACAGAGGAAAGGAAAGCGUGGCGUAAGAACCAUCCUCAUGCUUUUGUUGCAAAGCCGGAGACUUCAUCAGAUGGAACAAAUAACCUAAUGGUUUGGCAGUGUAUCAUCCCUGGCAAAUCUGGGACUGACUGGGAAGGUGGGUUUUAUCCACUGACACUCAAUUUCUCGGAGGACUACCCAAGCAAACCUCCAAAGUGCAAGUUUCCUCAGGGCUUCUUUCAUCCUAAUGUCUAUCCUUCUGGAACUGUUUGCCUCUCAAUCCUCAAUGAAGAUUAUGGAUGGAGGCCAGCCAUCACUGUUAAGCAAAUCUUGGUUGGUAUUCAAGACUUGCUCGAUGAACCAAACCCAAAUGACCCUGCUCAGACCGAAGGAUACCAGCUCUUUGUCCAGGAUAAGAAUGAAUACAAGAGAAGGGUGAAACAACAGGCGAAACAGUACCCAACAGUAGUUUGAUAUCUUGCCUUGCCUCAAAGUCUGGUUUAUCUAAAUUAUUUUCUUCCUCUACUUUGUUAGACUUAUUGAGAAGAACAUGUUACUAUUACAUUUUCAUGCAGACAGAUGAAUGAUUGUUGCUUACGCAUUCUAGAAAUAGUCAUGUUAUGAUUCAAUUAAACUUACAACUUUUCAACAUUA
Messenger RNA from Brassica oleracea var. oleracea, 751 nucleotides. Its product is annotated as SUMO-conjugating enzyme SCE1-like. The record is from RefSeq and is a predicted model, not a curated record. Bases 89 to 571 code for a protein of 160 amino acids. The transcript is spliced from 5 exons. Gene Ontology annotation, cellular component: nucleus. Lineage: Eukaryota; Viridiplantae; Streptophyta; Magnoliopsida; Brassicales; Brassicaceae. Gene Ontology annotation, biological process: protein sumoylation. Gene Ontology annotation, molecular function: SUMO conjugating enzyme activity.